CAGAAACUCAUCUCUCAAGCAACCCCACAUCUUCUUCACACAAGCACCCCUCGCUCUUACGCUACAAAGUACAUCAAGUACUUGCUCUCCACUAAAAAGACUACCUACACAACACAUCACCACACAAACUCCACAACCAUGCCUGCCCUCGUCCAACCCGAGAUUCUGCGUCGUGCAGUCGAAGACCCUUAUGCCAUCGCCUACGAAGCCAUGUCCCUCGUUGCGCGUGCCAAAGACAGCAAGAAGGCCAAGGGUGGCAAGAAGAAGGUCAAGGUCUCCGGCGGAGCCAUCGCUGGUAUCGUCAUCGCCAUCAUCAUCGCCAUCAUUGUGAUCUGCAUCAUCGUGUGGUUGGUGAAGCGCAACCAGAAGAAGAAGAAGCCCGUUACCAGUCACUAAACUGCCCCCGCUAUUUCCGACAUCACGAAUGGGAUC
Messenger RNA from Periconia digitata, 432 nucleotides. The record is from the annotation of a GenBank genome assembly. NCBI's taxonomy places the organism in Eukaryota, Fungi, Ascomycota, Dothideomycetes, Pleosporales, Periconiaceae.